Messenger RNA from Rotaria sordida, 2724 nucleotides. The record is from the annotation of a GenBank genome assembly. NCBI's taxonomy places the organism in Eukaryota, Metazoa, Rotifera, Eurotatoria, Philodinida, Philodinidae.
AUGAACUCGCUACAAUCAUUGAUCAUUAAUACACGAAAUAAUAACAAACGAGCAUCACUUGCAAUGCCUGUUCAAUCAAAUAGUUUUAUCAAAUCAUUCCCUAUUGUCAAUGAUUAUUUUGUCAAAUUUUAUACAUCAAAUCAUUGUUCAAUGUUCGAUGAACAUUUAAACUGUAUCAAUCGUCAAUAUCAUAGAAGAAAAGAUGAUCAUCAAUAUCGUCGUCCUUUGGUCGUUAACAACACUUCAUCGAAUUUUCGAUCCACUAUUCUCACCAACAAUUAUCAUCACUAUAUGAAACGUUAUCAACAUCAUAUAUCAAAUUUGUCCUCGUCGAAACAACAAAUGAUGAUCGGCGUUGACCCUAAGCAUUCUAUAGAACUUAUGCAACAACAACAACAAGAACAAACGACGUUGUCAUCUUCAUUUGUCAAUCAUCUGAAGUCCUCUAUUACAGCAGAUUCUUGUUCUGGUAUUUAUGAUAAUAAUAAUCAUUAUCAUCAUCAAAAAAAAAUUAUUUCAUCAUCACGAAUUAGACUUGGCCUACGUUGUUUAUGUCCAUUCAAUGACAAGCAAAGGCAAUUAUUCGAUGAGAUAUUCUCUAAUAAUGAACAGACAACGAACAUUAGUGAACGUAUACUUGACGAAUUUCAUCAACUUCAAACUGUAAUUCUAUCAUCAUCAUUUAUACGCUUAGAUAAUUUUGUUAAUAAUAAUCAAGAUAAAGAUUUAAUUCUUCGUAUUAGUGUACAAAAAUUUUUAAAUCAUAAAACAUCGGAAAUAAAUUAUUUAUUAUCAACAAAAGAUUCUUUGGUUUCAUCUCAAAAUGAAACAUGUCAAUAUUUAAAUAAUCUUUGUUCAAAUCAUCGAUAUAAUCCAUUAUUAAUUACAUUUCAUCUUAUAUAUCGUUCAACAAAUACAAAUCAAGCACAAUUUCAUAUACUUUUUACCAAUGAUAAUGAUAAUGAAAUAGGAAACGAACAAUUUUCUGAUAUUUUUAUGUCAUUAGCAUUAUCAUUCUCGUCAAAUAGACAGAAACAAUCAUAUAAUACAUUGAAAAAGCGUAAUCUAACGAUCGAACAAUCAUUAUCAUCAUUAUUACGUCGAUAUAUAUUAAAUAAUAUAGAACAAUAUUCAGAAAAUUUUUUAUAUUUAUUUGCAAAUGUUAAAAAUGAUAAACAAUUAAAAUAUUGGAUGAAAAUUCAACGUCUAUUUCGAAUAAAACAACAUCGAUCGAAAAUGUCUCAAGAUCGUACUGAUUCAUCAUCUGUUGAAACAGUCAUAAAUCAUAAUAAUGAAGAAAUAUGGAUUGAUGGUCCAUUAAGUUCAAUAAAUUCAAAAAAAACUGAAAUAUGGAUUGAUGGUCCAUUUGAAUAUCAUUCUCCAAUAAAUAAAUAUCAUCGUAAAAAAUCAAAAUCAAAAAUACAUUCAAAAUCAAUUCGUCAACAUACAUCUAAAUCUAAAAAUUCUAUUCUUUUAUCAAAACCAUCAUUUCUAUCAUCAACAAUUAUAGAAAAAGAUAAUGAUGAAUCAUCAUCAAUAACAAAUUUUGAUAAUGAAUCAAUAAUUAGUUCACAUUGUCAUUUACCUGUAUUACCAGUAUUUAAAGAUCAUACAUUAAUACCAUUUCGUUCGAAUGAAUUAUUCGAUAUAAAAAAAUCAUUAAAAAAUGAUUUUAAAUCUAGUACAAAUAAAUUAAAUGAUGAUAUGGAAAUAUUAGAAAAAACACUUGAAACAUUAUUAAUUCCAUCAUCAAUUAAUAAUGAUAAACAACAAUCCAUAAUAUCUCAAUCAUUAAAUCAUAUUGAUCAAUUAUCAUCAUAUAUGUCAAAUGAUGAAAAAACUAAACGUUUAUCAAGAAUUAUUUCUCCAACACGUUUUAAUCAAGUAUUUAAUAAUAAUCAAUUAUCAGAAAAUCUUCAUUAUUCAUCAAUCGGUUUAUCAGUACCAAAUUCACCUGUGAUUAAAUCUCAAAAUCGUCAAUCACGAACACCAUUAAACUCAAUACCAAAUACGCCUCAUCAUUUAUUACCAUUAUCAUCAUCAUCAACAAUAAAAAAAUCGAAAAAUCUUUCCGAAUCAAAUCGUCCAACACGUCCAUCAAUUUUUCAACGUUUAUUUGGUUUACGUUCAUCAUCAAUUCCACCACAAUCAUUAAUACCAACUGUUAUUGAAUCUUCACCAUUAAUAUCACCAUUAACAGUUACAUUAGAUUCACAUGAUGAUCUAAUGCCAUUAACAACAAGUAGUACAGCAUCAUCAGCAUCGGGACGUGCUAGUUCAAGUGGUUAUGAAUCUAUGAGUAAUACAACAUUUGAAGAAAUGAUUUCAUCAAUACCAAUUAUUAUGAAUAAUGAAAAUAAUUCAAUUAAAUUAAGAAAUAAAUCAAUACGAAAAGAUGAACGACGUUCAAAUCCUAAUACAUCAUGGAAUAGUCCAAUUCUUCGUGAUAAAUCUCAUCGUCAACAACGUAUAUCACAAUUAAAACAUCGUCAAAAUGAAUUAAAACUUGAAUUAGCAAUGACAAAAACAUUUUUACUAAUGGAUAAAAAUAAAAAUUUUGAAUAUAAUGAUUCUUUUAAUUCCACAAUAAAUAAUAAUCCAAUCCAUACAAUUAUGUCAAAUACAAAUGAAGAAGAGGAACUUGAAAGAGACAUUGAACAUUUAGAAAGACGUUUAGCAUCAGCUAAAUCACAAUUAAAUCAUAGUACAUAUAAAAAAAAAUAA